AAAACAUACCUAGCCACACAUAAAAAUAAGUCAGCAUUUGGAUGGUAUUUUCCAACAUUGUUCUCCAACUUUAGAGGAAAAAAAAGAGCUUCAUUAAAUUUUAUUAUUAUUAAUAUUAUUACUAUUACUAGUUAACUAGGAACCAUGCAAUAUUCUAUUCCUUCAACCUCUUGUUCACUAUGUUUAUGUUUAGUCUUUCACCUCCUUAUCAUUUUCUCCACCACUACCCCGACGGCGGCAGUAGUAAAGCUGCCUCCGAAUGUGACGGUUCCAGCGAUCCUAGCGUUCGGAGAUUCGAUCAUCGAUCCCGGGAACAAUAACAAUAUCAAGACCAUUGUCAAGUGUAAUCACCCUCCUUAUGGUCAGGAUUUCAUGGGUGGCAUUCCUACUGGCAGGUUCAGCAAUGGAAGAAUCCCUACUGAUUUUUUCGCGCAAGAAUUAUCAGUAAAGGAUAUUGUACCGGCUUAUUUAGAUCCCAAUUUAAGUUCAGAAGAUCUCCUAACCGGUGUCAGUUUCGCUUCUGGAGCAGCUGGGUUUGACCCUUUGACUUCUAAAGUUGCGUCAGUGAUAUCACUAUCACAGCAGCUAGAGUAUUUUAAAGAAUACAUUGAGAAAGUGAAGCAACUAGUUGGGGUAGAGAAGACCAACUUCAUUUUGGCAAACAGUGUUUACUUUGUUGUUGCUGGAAGUGAUGAUAUUGCCAACACUUAUUUUGGCACUCCUUUUAGAAGAUUUCAUUAUGACAUUCCUUCUUACACUGAUCUUAUGCUUCAAUCUGCUUCUUCAUUUGUCCAGGAGUUAUAUGGACUAGGGGCACGAAGGCUAGCAGUAUUUGGUGCACCUCCCAUAGGAUGUGUGCCAUCGCAAAGAACCCUAGGAGGAGGAAUUGUGAGAGAUUGUGCUGAAAAUUACAACGAAGCUGCUAAAUUGUUCAAUUCUAAGCUGUCUCCUGAACUUGAUUCUCUCGCUAACAAGCUUCCUAACUCAAAGGUUGUCUACAUUGACAUUUAUACCCCUUUGUAUGAUAUUAUUCAGUAUCCGGCUAAAUACGGGUUUGAGCAAGUAGUGAAGGGUUGUUGUGGCACAGGACUAAUAGAAGUAACGUCGUUAUUGUGUAACAAGUUAGAUGCAGUAUGUCCAGAUGAUACAAAGUACUUAUUCUGGGAUAGUUACCAUCCUACUGAAAGAGGUUAUGAGGUUCUCCUUAGCUUGCUCAUUGACAAAUAUAUCAGCCGCCUUUAUUGAUACAAUUACGGAGUUUAAGUUAUAUUAUUACAAGUACUAUAUAUUUAUAGUACUAGAUUUUUUUUCUAUGUUAUUUAAUAAUUCAUUUCGGCAUUAUUGGUAAGAAAUUAAUACCAAUGCAUUGCUCUUGAGUCGUGAUCGUUGUUGCUUCAUUCAAUGUAAUCAUUUUUAUUUUUUCGUUUUAUUUUGUUCACAUUUACCGAUUUACGAUACGUACAAUUCGUACAAAUUGCGUACAAAUCCGUUUGUACUUGUAUAUCAGCCCACAUAUAUUAUAUACAUGUAUGUAAGUCUAUUUAAUUAACCAUGCUUUGUAAUAAAAUUAUACACCCUCGGGAGUAUGUGUGAAAUUCACAAUAUAACUUGGUAUUACAAAGAGUAAA
Molecule: messenger RNA, 1628 nt
Organism: Chenopodium quinoa (quinoa)
Lineage: Eukaryota; Viridiplantae; Streptophyta; Magnoliopsida; Caryophyllales; Amaranthaceae
Product: GDSL esterase/lipase EXL3-like
Exons: 5
Coding region: 145-1245 (366 amino acids)
Cellular component (GO): extracellular region
Molecular function (GO): hydrolase activity, acting on ester bonds
Source: RefSeq, a predicted model, not a curated record